AGCUCUGGCUCGCUUCGACCAGCGCCCGGUGGACCUGGACGACCCCCGCCAGGUCCGCGGGUUGAAAAACCCCGCCGCGGGAACCGCGCGAUGGCGGCCGGGUGAAGUCCGCUCGUCUUGCCCAGCAGGUGCCCACGUGCUUCGACGCACGAGUCGAAACGCCAUGUCGGGCCCCAUGGGAGGGCAGGCUGGCUUGGUGCGCACCAAACCGGUGAGCAACCGGCGCAUGCCCACGCGAGGCUUUAAGAUGGGCAGCUACGUACGAAUCACCUACAGGUGCGCAGGCAAGCACGGCACCGAGGAGGACAACGCGAACUACGAAGGCAAACUGGUGGACAAGCGCAUUGGGGGUGAGGACCGGGAGUCCUUCAUCACGCUCAAGGACUGCUUGGUCUUCGACUUAUGGGGCCGCUUCGUGGAGAAGCUGAAGUCCAAGAAGCUCAUCGACGCGUAUGUCCAGACCUGCGAACAUGCGGAGAAGCGCUCCAAGACCCCAGAGCGCACCGGCAAUGCCUUCGGCCUGGUGGGGCCCAUGCCGCCCCCGGGCGUGGAACGCGCGGCGGCGCCGGCGCCCAAGGCCAAGUCAGCAUCCGCCGCGCCAGCGACCGCGCCCGGGAAAGGGGAGGAGUCCGGGGACGAGGAGGAGGACUCAGAUGAGGAGACGCCGAUGAAAGGCAUGAUGCAAGGCAUGAUGGGCGGUAUGCCGGGCUGCAUGGGGAUGAUGAUGCCGAUGAUGUCGGGCAUGAUGUCUGGCAUGAUGAUGCCGGGCAUGAUGGGGAACAUGCAGGGCUGCCAACAGGGCUGUGGUCAGGGCUGCGGUCAGAGCAGUCAGGGCUGUCAGCCGAGCUGUAGCCAACAGGGCUGUGGUGGUUGCUGUUGCCCAAACCCGAUGGGAUCCACCGCGCAGAUGGGUUGCCCCAACCAGAUGGGUUGUCCAAGCAGCUGUGGGUGUCCGGGCUGCGGGACCCAGAUGGCAAGUCACCCAGCGGGCCCAGGCCAAAUGGGCUGUGGGUGUCCGAAUCAGAUGGCAGGCUGUGGACCGAUGGGUUGUCCAAACUCAAGCUGUGGUCCCAUGGGCUGCUGUGGCUGUGGCCCCAUCAACUGUGCUAGCGGCGGUGGCUGCGGAGGGUGUGGCUGUGGCUGCGGUGGCUGCGGAGGCUGUGGCGGCUGCGGAAACUGUGGUAGCUGUGGUAGCUGUGGUGGCUGUGGCGGCUGUGGCGGCUGUGGUGGCUGUGGCGGCUGUGGCGGCUGUGGUGGCUGUGGGGGCUGUGGGGGCUGCAGCUGUGGUGGCUGCGGAAGCUGUGGCUGUGGUGGCUGCGGAAACUGUGGCUGUGGUGGCUGUGGAAGCUGUGGCGGUUGUGGGGGCUGUGGCUGUGGAGGGUGUGGCUGCUGUGGCGGCUGCGGGGGCUGCAGCUGUGGCGGCUGUAGUUGUGGUGGCUGUGGUUGCGGUGGCUGUGGUUGCGGUGGCUGUGGCUGUAUGGGAUCUAUGGGUUCUACGGGCUGUAGCACAGGUGUCCAGCCAACCCCAGCGAUCGGAGGAGACAAGAGCAUGCCCAGCGACAAAGAAGGAGCCAAAGGCCGCGAGCGCAGCCGCAGUCGAGACGCGAAGGAGGAGGAGCCUGGAAAGGCCUGACCCGUCGUGCUGCAAUGACCCGCCUGAGCCGCUGAAGAGCGUCCCACUUUACCUGCGAGCGCCCGUGGGAGAAG
Molecule: messenger RNA, 1707 nt
Organism: Durusdinium trenchii
Lineage: Eukaryota; Dinophyceae; Suessiales; Symbiodiniaceae
Source: the annotation of a GenBank genome assembly